GUUGGGGUAUAAUUUUUGCGAACAACAAAGUCAGCAAAGCCCUUAAAAAUUAUUCAAAAGUUGGCAACUUGAAGCCUUUGGUCUUUUCUUGAUUAUGGAGAGAGAUAAUCUCAGUGACACUGGAACACAGAGAACCCAAUUCAAUGAAAUUGGGGAAGAGAAGCCGAAAAUAGUGGUAAUUAUGGGUCCCACAGGUUCGGGGAAGUCGAAGCUGGCCGUUGACUUGGGCUCCCACUUCCCCAUCGAGGUCGUAAACGCUGAUUCCAUGCAGGUCUACCAUGGCCUGGAUGUUCUCACCAACAAAGUUCCCCUCCCUGAACAAAAGGGAGUGCCUCAUCAUCUCUUAGGGACAGUGAGUCCAAAUGUCGAAUUCACUGCUAAAGAGUUUAGGGACUCUGCUAUUCCUAUCAUCAAUGACAUCUUGUCUCGCAAUUGCUUGCCAGUCAUAGUUGGGGGUACAAAUUAUUAUAUACAGGCCCUUGUAAGUCCAUUUCUUCUAGAUGACACAGCAGAAAAUACCGAUGAAGAUUACUCAAGUAACCCUUCGGGAGAUGGAGAUCCAUGCCAUGGGAUGGAGUUUGAAGAUGGCAAGACAAGUCAUAGCUAUGAGCAUCUUAAAGACAUUGAUCCAGUAGCAGCAAACAGAGUCCACCCGAACAAUCAUAGAAAAAUCAGACAGUACCUUAGUUUGUACACUCAUACUGGUGUACUCCCUAGCAAACUUCUUCAGGGAAAGGCUGCAGAGAACUGGGGUCAAGUUGAUAAUUUCAGAUAUGAUUGCUGUUUUGUAAGCAUGGAUGCUUCUCUCCCAGUGCUGGAUAGAUAUGUAGAGGAAAGAGUGGAUUGCAUGGUAGGUUCUGGAUUGCUUAACGAAGUCUAUGACAUUUUCAAUCCAAAUGCGGAUUACACUCGAGGCUUGCGGCAGGCUAUUGGCGUUCGGGAAUUUGAGAGUUUUUUGACAACUAUUGAUGCCCCAAGUGGGACCACAGAUGGUUCUGCCUCCUUGAAGACAGUAAACUCGGGUGAUAAGAUCUUGAAAGAGCAUACGAGGGAAAUGUUGAACUCCUCUGAUGACAACCAGCAUAAAAUUCUGCUAAGCGAAGCCAUUGAAAAUGUAAAACUAAACACUCGAAGACUAGUCCGUCGUCAGAAACGGAGGCUACUUCGGUUGCAUACAUUAUUUGGAUGGGACAUACAUUUUGUUGAUGCAACAGAAUCCAUACAAAGCAAAUCAGAUGAUAUAUGGUCCAAACAGGUGGUUGAACCAGCAGUGAAAAUUAUAAGAUCUUUCCUUAGUCAUGAUGCUAAUUCAGUUUCCGAUGAUGUUCCGAGUGACACUGGAACGAAAAUCCUCGCAAGGGAUUUAUGGACUCAGUAUGUAUGCGAGGCUUGUGGAAAUAGAGUACUUAGAGGAGCACAUGAAUGGGAACAACAUAUACAGGGUCGAGGACAUCGAAAACGAAUGUCUCAUUUACGAAAAUCUAGAGGAUUCUCAAGAACAGAUCAGCAAGGACAGCAGCAAACAUUGUCCAGCCUAGGUUAGACAUUUGUUUUCAACAUCAUACAACCCUUUAAAUUUUGUGGAGGGUAGAGGAAUGAAAGAUAAAAAGUUCUUGGUAUGAAUUUUGGCAUGCAACAUGGAUGACUCUUAACAAUGCAUAUGAAACCCAUGAAAGUUGAAUAGAAACCUAUUAAUAUUUCAACUAUUAUUUUAAUU
This is a messenger RNA of Ziziphus jujuba (common jujube), 1717 nucleotides long. Its product is annotated as tRNA dimethylallyltransferase 2. Gene Ontology annotation, biological process: tRNA modification. The coding region runs from base 95 to 1543 and encodes 482 amino acids. Gene Ontology annotation, molecular function: tRNA dimethylallyltransferase activity. Gene Ontology annotation, cellular component: mitochondrion. The transcript is spliced from 10 exons. NCBI's taxonomy places the organism in Eukaryota, Viridiplantae, Streptophyta, Magnoliopsida, Rosales, Rhamnaceae. The record is from RefSeq and is a predicted model, not a curated record.